AUUGGGAGGGGGAGGUUGAGCAGAGGACAGCUCCUUCCAGUAAGGGAAAUCUUAGCUCUACGAUGCUUUUUUCCAGUUAAUCAUCUAAGGCGACGGUGUGAUGAGACCAUAAAAGAGGGAGAGAAGCUGCUUGUCGGGCGCAGUCGUUGCGGAGCGGCGGCAUUUGCAAGUUCACAGGCAGGAUCAUGUGGGCGGUGAGGCUAGCACUGUGUUUUGCGUGGCUACUCUGCUCAGAGAGCCUGAGGAGGAAUGCUCUGCUUGAUUAUGAAAAGAGUGAAGGAGUCACCUUGAAGAGAGAUGAUAAAUCACUUUUAAUGAAAAGUAAGCAACUCAGUCUAGUGAAAUGUGCCAGGAGAUGCAAUCGGAAUAAGAGCUUGCCAUUUGGUUGUAGGGCUUUCUUCUAUGACAGAAAAUUGAAUCGAUGCUCAUGGCUUUCUUUUAACACCAAGACAGCAAGUGUUAGGAAAGUGGAAGACUUUUCAUUUGAUUUGUAUGAAAAAAAAGAUUAUAUAAGAGAAUGCAUAGUUGGCAAUGGUGCAAACUAUAAAGGUUCACAGUCUGCCACAAAGACUGGUCUGAAAUGCCAGGCAUGGAGCUCUAUGGUGCCACAUGAACAUAGCUUUUUGCCUUCGAGCUACCGAAAUAAGGACCUGCAGGAGAACUACUGCAGAAAUCCCGACAAUGAGACUUCAGGACCUUGGUGUUUUACUACUGAUCCUGAUGUUCGGCAUCAGUCUUGUGGGAUUCCUCAGUGCUCUGAAGUUGAGUGCAUGACAUGCAAUGGAGAAAACUACAGAGGACACGUGGACCACACUGAGUCAGGGAAGGAGUGCCAGCGCUGGGACUUGAUUAAACCACAUAAUGACUUAUUUUACCCAAAACGGUAUCCUGAUAAAGGCCUUGAUGACAAUUACUGUCGAAAUCCUGACAACAGUCCCCGGCCAUGGUGCUUCACUCAGGAUCCCAUCCCCCAAAAAGAGUAUUGUAACAUUAAAGUUUGUGAUGAAAGUAUGAAACUAGAUCCUGACAUCACUUAUAAGUGCUUUAGAGGUCAAGGUGAAAAGUACAGAGGAACAGUUAACGCUACUCCUAGUGGUGUCAAGUGCCAGCAUUGGGAUUCUCAGUUUCCACACAACCACUCAUACACUCCACAAAAUUACAAAUGCCAAGAUCUGAGAGAAAACUAUUGCCGGAACCCAGAUGGUGCUGAAUUACCCUGGUGCUUCACUACUGAUCCAAAUGUACGAGUUGCUUUUUGCACUCACAUCCCAAGGUGUACUUCAGAGACGUCUGACACAGAAGUUUGUUAUAAUGGAAGUGGUGAAGAUUACAGAGGGUAUGUAUCCAAGACCAGAUCUGGAAUUCCUUGUAAAUUAUGGGACAGAAGCCCCAAAAAUAAGAGUAACUAUGCUGAUGCUGGAUUGGAAAAAGCUUAUUGUCGGAAUCCUGACAAAGACAAACACGGUCCCUGGUGCUACACAAACAACCCUUCUUUUCCGUGGGACUACUGUGAUAUAAAGCGCUGCAAUGCCUCAUCAGAAUUAAAUAAGGAAACAUUUAAAGUUGUCCCACAAAAAUCAUGCGAUGUUCACAUUAAGACAACUAGAGUUGUUGGAGGAGGUCCAGUCAAAAUUAAAGAAGCCAGCUGGAUGGUUAGCAUACAAAAAGGAAAUACACACUGGUGUGGAGGAUCAUUAAUAAGAGAAGACUGGGUUCUCACAGCCAGGCAGUGCUUUUCUUCAUGCAUACCUGAUUUAACAGAAUAUACUUUGUGGGUGGGUUUCCUUCAUCUGAAUGAAACAGGACGAGAGAUAUCAAAUAAGCAGGUUCUAAAGAUAUCCCAUCUUGUCUGUGGGCCAGAAGGGUCUAACCUGGUGAUGCUGAAAUUAUCAAAGCCUGCUUUGCGCAGUGAGAAUGUUAGCAAUAUUUCACUUCCACAAGCCGAGUGUGUGAUUCAGGAAAACACCAACUGCACAGUUUAUGGCUGGGGUGAGACAAAAGGUACUGGGCAUGAUGGCAUUAUGAAAGCAGUUAAUCUACCAAUUGUUGGAAAUGAUAAAUGUAAUGAAUAUCACAAAGGGAGGAUCACAGUAAAAGAUUCCGAAAUCUGUGCUGGUGGAAAGAAAGAUGAAGGGACGUGUGAGAAGGAUCAUGGAGGCCCUCUUGUGUGCGAGUAUCAUGAAAUAAAAUUUCUACACGGUAUAAGUGUCCAUGGCAGAGGAUGUGGUCGUUUGAAUCGUCCUGGGAUUUUUGUUCGAAUAGCAUAUUACAGUCACUGGAUACAUAAAGUCUAUGAUCACCAACAAGCCUGAGGCACCUACAACACCUACUUGGUCUAAUGAGGAGUGAACUACGUGGCCCAUAUGCUACCUGAUGGAAUUAUUCAUUGAGGACAUGUUCUGUCUCCUGCUCAGAUUAAAUGUGCUUCCAUCUCAGUACUUCAGACAAGUCCUAUCAGAGAUGGCCUGUGGUAUGGAGCAAUUUUUCUGUCUCACAUUUUUGGGCCUGUAGCUGGAGCACACAUAAAUGAACUAGCCGAUGAACUACUACUGGUGGCUAAUGUCGUCUCUGAGGCCCUUGCUACAAAUGGGAUCAAAUGGCCCAGAGUAUGCUUUUAGGAGCCUAGGUAGGCAUCUGUAAGAUGAUAGAACAAAAAUGUUCCUCCUACAAUCCAGACACUUCUCAAAAGUUUUCCGACCUCCUCUGUAAGGGUCUUAAUGUGGCUGUUUCAGUUUUUGCUCCCAAUUGGACAUCAUGAAUACCGACCGACUGUUUCACGAUUUUUUGUCUUGGUUAAAACCAGUAUUUGAUGCAUUAUUAACUUUUGUCAUCAUCAUUUUCUUCAAAUGCUAUUUUUAUGCCAUCUGUCACCAAUAUCAU
Erpetoichthys calabaricus (reedfish) is the source of this 2880-nucleotide messenger RNA. It is a transcript of the gene hgfb, whose product is annotated as hepatocyte growth factor. Gene Ontology annotation, biological process: proteolysis. Lineage: Eukaryota; Metazoa; Chordata; Cladistia; Polypteriformes; Polypteridae. Gene Ontology annotation, molecular function: serine-type endopeptidase activity. The transcript has 19 exons. Bases 186 to 2312 code for a protein of 708 amino acids. The record is from RefSeq and is a predicted model, not a curated record.